GCAGUGCGAGAGAGGCUCGCGCCUGAGGUGGAAUCUCUGCGCAGGUUGAGGAGAAGCGACGACGACAGUUUGUGCCAACGGUCGACGCAGGGGUCUUUCCUUGCCUCCGCUGCGGACGGAGCCCGGCCCCUUCUCCGACUCCCGGCCCCGAGGGGCUCCUCCGGUCUCCUCGGUGCUUGGCGUUUUGCGCAGGUCCGUCCUCCUGCGGGAGGCUCCGCGGAUGGCGCGGCCGCAAACGCCUCAGCGGCCCCGCGUCCCGCCCUGAGCCGGCGGGGCUCCGACCAAGAUGCGCCUGUGCCGCCGCGGCCCCCGCUCUGCGCCCGGUCGGUGGCGGUGGCGGCGGGCGCUGGGAGCGGAGUGCCCCCCGCCGCAGAGCCCCCUGUGAAGCAGCAUCCCGGAGGGAGGAUGGAGCCCGUGGGCAGCCCGGCCAGAGCCUACGACUUCUUGCUGAAGUUCCUGCUGGUGGGCGACAGCGACGUGGGCAAAGGCGAGAUCCUGGCCAGCCUGGAGGACGGCGGCGCCGCGGAGUCUCCCUACGGGUACCACAUGGGUAUUGACUACAAGACUACAACAAUACUUUUGGAUGGUCGCCGAAUAAAGCUGCAACUCUGGGACACAUCUGGGCAAGGCAGAUUCUGUACCAUCUUUCGUUCCUAUUCCAGAGGGGCCCAGGGUGUGAUACUGGUAUAUGAUAUAACAAAUCGCUGGUCAUUUGAUGGCAUUGAUCGAUGGAUAAAGGAGAUAGAUGAGCAUGCUCCUGGUGUACCCAAAAUCCUGGUUGGCAAUCGCCUGCAUCUAGCGUUCAAACGCCAAGUAUCUACUGAGCAAGCACAGGCUUAUGCUGAAAGAUUAGGCAUGACCUUCUUUGAAGUAAGCCCACUCUGCAAUUUCAAUAUCACUGAGUCCUUUACAGAACUUGCAAGGAUAGUGUUAAUGAGACACGGAAUGGAUCGGCUGUGGAGGCCAAACAAAGUCCUGAGUUUGCAAGAUCUUUGUUGCCGUGCCAUAGUUUCAUGCACCCCCGUGCACCUUGUUGACAAACUUCCACUUCCUGUUGCCUUACGAAGCCAUCUCAAAUCAUUCUCUAUGGCCAAUGGUCUUAAUGCUAGGAUGAUGCACGGUCGUUCCUACUCCCUUACUACCAGCAACAACAACAAAAGGAACAGCCUGAAGAAAGCUAAAAUCAUCCGUCCAAUCCAGAGCCCUCCAAAACACUACACCAGAAAUAGUUGUAAAAUCUCCUAAGCCUAUCUUUGGGAAGCUCUGAUCAGAAGCUUCAACACAAGGACUAAUUGAGUAGCCAGGACUGUUGUAUGUACAGCAUUACAGAAAGAGAACAAAGGGAAAUGUUAUUUUAGAGUCAUUUGUUUUUAAUAAUGCUGCUUCCAGGUGCAUAAUACAUUCUUUGUGAACAAAGGGAUAUUAAACUUUGCUGUUUUUAUAUAUCAAUUUUUGAUGUGCAUGAAGACUGUGUGUGUUUUAUAAAGGGAAUAAUUUAUCAAUACUGAGAUUUCAAUGACACUAUAUCUCAGAUAUCAUUCAUUUUAAUUGCUAAAUUAAAUAUUGUUCCAUCAGUUUGAUUUAUUUGCAGUUAGAUAGGAAUGAGUGUCAGUCUGUUGAUUCAGGCAAGAUUUUUAACCACAAUGUAUUGUAUACAUUGCAAGAAGUACAGCUAGUGAAACGAUUCUAGUAAUGUUGCAGUAGAGCAUCUGAUGCUGGUUUUGUACAGCUUCCCCAGUGAUUCUAAGUACUAUUCUGAGCUAUUAAUGUGUAUAUGCAAUAUGCACAAGAUUUUGUCCCAUCCAUGUAUAAAGUAUUUGAUAAAGUUUUUGCUAUGUUGUUAAGGGAUUACUCUGUGGGUUAUAUGCUUAUUUUUCUGGUAAAUCUACAUUUUUGUAUUUAAUAUUCUAGUGAUCAGUUAUUGAGAGCAAAAGCCAAAGAUGUCAAGAUGUAUUUGUCACAUCAUCAAGAAGAGUGUGAUUUCUAUCAGGAAAGGAUACUGUUAUUUAAAAAAUAAAAAUAAAACCUACAAUGUGUUUGUGUGUGUUUCCAGCUAAA
Messenger RNA from Sceloporus undulatus (fence lizard), 2058 nucleotides. RefSeq names its product RAB40B, member RAS oncogene family (gene RAB40B). Gene Ontology annotation, biological process: intracellular signal transduction; protein localization to plasma membrane. The record is from RefSeq and is a predicted model, not a curated record. The transcript is spliced from 6 exons. Gene Ontology annotation, cellular component: endosome; plasma membrane; synaptic vesicle. NCBI's taxonomy places the organism in Eukaryota, Metazoa, Chordata, Lepidosauria, Squamata, Phrynosomatidae. The coding region runs from base 406 to 1245 and encodes 279 amino acids. Gene Ontology annotation, molecular function: GTP binding; GTPase activity.